GUUUAAGAUAGUAACUAAUAAAUCUGUUUAAAGGUCUAUUUAUUUAUUGUUCUCAUUUUCUGUAAUAAUAAUUUGCAUCUAUUUUUCAAUUUAGAAUUUAUUGAGCCACUUGGUCUUCUUAAUUUUUCAUUGCCUUUUACUAGUAUAGCAGUUACCAUGACGUGGAUUGUUCGUACAUUUUUUGUUCUUUUAGGUUUUACCCUAGCAGUUAAAGCAGAUUUAGAUAAACAACCUGUGUCUAAGCUAGUAAUAUUAAGUGGUUCACCGAUUGCAUAUGGAUACAUGACUCGCAUGAAACAAAAUAUCAUUAAUAGCUGUAAAGAAAAUGGACAUAAUAUUGAAAAUGAUUUAGAGAAAACUUACGAUGACUUAGUUAACUGUGUCAACAAAACCACUUUAUACGUUGAAAAAAAAAAGGAAUAUUUAAAAAACUUGGACGAUUGUAGUAAGUUACCUAUACAGAAAGCCAAACAUUGUUUAACAAAGGAGCAACAGUAUUAUCCAGAUGUAUUACUAAAGAUAGCAAAAUCCCAAAUCAACUUUAUUUGUGAUCAUUAUGAAACCAUAAAAAAUGAUUUAAUUUCAUGCGUUAAAACAUAUGAAAAACAAGACGUCCGUUCUCAGCUUAGUAAAUGCAUUUCUGAUAUUAAUGGAUCAGUUAAAGAUACUUCUCCGAUCCCUUCUUCUUUUAGUGCUUUUUGUCAAAAAUAUUCGCCUUCCCAUAGGUGUUUCUCAGAUAUUUUAAACAAAGAAUGCAAACAAUAUCCAAAACUUAAACAGUUUGGAGAUGAUUACAAUCUUGCGAUGAGUUUUCCUUGUACUCAGAAGUCUUUUAAUAUGUAAGAUGAAACUAGAAAAUUGAUGUUACUUUACACAUGCAUUAACUAAUUUUUUUUUAUUGUAGAACUCUUAUUUUUAAAUAAAAAUUACGUAACAUUUUAUCAA
Psylliodes chrysocephalus is the source of this 945-nucleotide messenger RNA. The record is from the annotation of a GenBank genome assembly. Lineage: Eukaryota; Metazoa; Arthropoda; Insecta; Coleoptera; Chrysomelidae.